Erpetoichthys calabaricus (reedfish) is the source of this 3357-nucleotide messenger RNA. RefSeq names its product zinc finger protein 271-like. Bases 143 to 2752 code for a protein of 869 amino acids. Lineage: Eukaryota; Metazoa; Chordata; Cladistia; Polypteriformes; Polypteridae. The transcript has 4 exons. The record is from RefSeq and is a predicted model, not a curated record.
AAACGGGAGGUGCAACUCUGCUUGUCUUAUCGGCGCGUGGAUGGAAGCCUUGUGUUCGUCUCUGCAGUCUUUAAUGCCUGUUUGGAGGAUAUCGAUUCUGACAGAUAAAAGACGCUGCCAUUCACAGUGACAGUUGUGUAAUAUGGAGGAUGUGUGCUUACCUGUGCAGGAGCCUCUAGAGAGGGGCUUAGAAGAGGGGAGCAGUGAUGACAUAGAGAAGAAUCCCAUGCCACAUAGGGGUCUCCUCUCUAAAUAUACCACCGUAAAAAGAAGUGUUGGCUUAAAGGAAGAGGACUGUGACUGGGAAUCCACUCAAGUUAAACAGGAGAGUCUUUCCAUUAAAGAGGAGGACAGCAAGUGGGUGCCUCAAAGGAUUAAGGAUGGCUCUGUUGAAGCAUUUGCCAUCACCGACAGGCAGAAAAAUGAAACUAUAAACAGCAUAAAGGAAGAAGGCUUCAUAUUAGAGUUGGACUCUCAGUGUUUUAACCCUAAAGAAGAGGUACCAGAACUGGGCUUCAGUCCCUGUAGUCCUUCCUCCUUGCAGCCUCACUCUGUCCAUGUGAAGAUGGAGUCUUCGUUAUCUGACAUGACGCGCUCUGAAAAGGCAGCAGGCUCCAGUCGUUGUGGAGGAGGUGAGCAAGGCAAUGGUAGCUUGUCAACAACAGAAAUUGCGAAUAUGAAGAAAUCAACAUCUAGAUCCAAGAGUUUGAAAGCCUCCACUUUCCAGAAUACUCCUCUGCCUGUUGUGGUCCAUAAAAGUGUAACCAAUAAUAAGCUACAGAUGCACAAUGCAAAUUCAGCAACCCUGUCUGUCUUAAAAGAGCAGAGGAAAAGUUUUAAUUGCAAACCUAAAGACAAAGAUAAGUUGAGGAUUACAAAACAAAAGCGGUAUGAUUGUUCUGAAUGUGGAAAACAUUUUUCUAGAAAAUGGGACCUUCAGACCCACACGAGAAUUCACAAUGGGGAGAGGCCGUACCAGUGUUUGGAAUGUGGCAAACAAUUCUCUCGCAGUGACAGUCUUCUAACUCACACAAGAAUUCACACUGGAGUGAAGCCUUAUUGCUGUUCUGAGUGUGGUAAACGAUUCUCUGAGAACACACAAUUUCAGAGACACACUAGAAUUCACACUGGUGAGAAGCCAUACUCCUGUUCAGAAUGUGGCAAACAAUUCUCAAGUAGUAGCACUCUUCAGGUUCACAGAAGACGUCACACUGGAGAAAAACCUUACAGUUGUUCAGAAUGUGGGAAGCAAUUCUCUAGUAGCAGCAGUUUGAAAACCCACACAAGAGUUCACACUGGAGAGAAGCCAUAUUGUUGUUUUGAAUGUGGCAAAGGAUUCACCACCUGUGGGAACCUCCAAAUCCACAAGAGAAUUCAUGCUCGUGAGAAGCCGUAUUGUUGUAAUGAAUGUGGCGAACAAUUUUCUGAUAGGAGCACUUUUAGCAUACACACAAAAAUUCACAGCGGAAAGAAGUCUUUUUUGUGUGUUGCAUGUGGCAAACAAUUCUCUCGCAGUGACAGUCUUCUAACUCACACACGAGUUCACACUGGAGAGAAGCCGUACCGCUGUUCUAAAUGUGGUAAGCGAUUCUCCACCAGCAGCAUUCUUCGUUGCCAUAUAAGAAAUCACACUGGAGAGAAGCCUCAUUCCUGUUCCGAAUGUGGCAAAGGUUUCUCUGACAAAAGAAGUCUUCAGAACCAUACUCACACAAGAACUCACACUGGGGAGAAGCCGUGCCAGUGUUCUGAAUGUGGCAAACGAUUCUCUCGCAGUAACAGUCUUCUAACUCACAUACGAAUUCACACUGGAGAGAAGCCAUAUUGCUGUUCUGAGUGUGGUAAACAAUUCUCUGACAAGAGGCAAUUUCAGAGACACACUAGAAUUCACACUGGGGAGAAGCCAUACUCCUGUUCAGAAUGUGGGAAACGAUUCUCAAGUAGUAGCAGUCUUCAGGCUCACAGAAGACGUCACACUGGAGAGAAACCUUACAGUUGCUCAGAAUGUGGGAAGCAGUUCUCUUGCAGCAGCAGUCUGAAAACCCACACAAGAAUUCACACUGGAGAGAAGCCUUAUUUGUGUAAAGAUUGUGGUAAACAAUUCUCUGACAACAGGCCAUUUCAGAGACACACAAGAAUUCACACUGGAGAGAAACCAUAUAGCUGUUCGGAAUGUGGCAAACGAUUCGCUAAUAGUACAAAUCUUCAGACCCACAGAAGAAUUCACACAGGAGAGAAGCCAUAUUGCUGUUCAGAAUGUGGCAAACAAUUUUCACAAUUAAGCAAUUUUCAGGAUCACUCAAGAAUUCACACAGGAGAGAAGCCAUAUCGUUGUUCUGAAUGUGGCAAAGGAUUCGCCACCUGUGGGCAUCUCCAAAGCCACAAAAGAAUUCACGCUCAUGAGAAGCCUUAUUCUUGUAAUGAAUGUGGCAAACGAUUUUCUGAUAGGAGCACUUUUAACAAACACAUAAGAAUUCACAGCGGAAAGAAGUCUUUUUUAUGUGUUGCAUGUGGCAAAGGAUUUUUUACCAGAAGCCAACUUCAGACACAUACACGAAUUCACACUGGAGAGAAGCCAUACUGCUGUUCUAAAUGUGGUAAACGAUUCUCCACCAGCAGCAUUCUUCGUUGCCAUAUAAGAAGUCACACCGGGGAGAAGCCUCAUUCCUGUUCGGAGUGUGGCAAAGGAUUCUCUGACAAAAGAAGUCUUCAGAACCAUGCAAGAGUUCAUACUGGAGAGCAAGAAGACAAAUGAUUAAUUACUGGACAUCUAUAUGGAAGAGUUUUCAGGACCUUAUUUAAUUAAAGGUUAAUGUAUUUUACUGAAGUGCAGAAUGACAAGUAAACUGAAUUAUGAAAUGAGCUCAGACGUUAAUGAGAAAUGGAAUCACAAGAAGUACGUGUCAGUCAUGAUAUAGCACGGAAACACUGUAGUUUUGCCACAAUACUGGCUGGAUCAUGAUCUUAAAUAUAAAAGUAAUGAGAUGAAUAUUCUAAUGAGAAUCUUUUUCACAGUGCAAUCCUGGCUUAGUUCUUGUUUUUCAACCAGGACAAGUUGACCCCUGCUUAACCCUGAAGUGGUAAGUGGGCAAAAAGACAGAAUGAUUGCUAGAUGCUCUUUACUUCCACAGUCUUUAUUCCUGGCACCGCACCCACCAUGGUCAGGGUACCCAUCUUGCCAUCAAGAAGUCCCCAGUCAUUGGUGGAUGAUCUAAACUUGUACAGCUCCUGUGUUAGACAACUAGAAGAACUUCAUGUUUUGAAAUAAUUGUCUGAUGUCAUCUGAAUAGCAUUUAAGCUUCAUAAAAGUCCUAAUCAGUGGCCAGUGAAUUUGUCGUCUGAACUUUCUACCAAAAAAAC